UCCUCCCUUUACGCCUGGAAGGUCACAAUACACACACACACCCUGGUGUCUGCCUCUGCCUGACGACAGCUCAGCCUACCAACACAAGCCCAGUGACUGACGACCAUGCUGAGUUCUAGUGGCGAAGUAAUCCUCAUAUUUUCAGGUCUAUUAUUUGUCUGCAACGCUCUGGAAAAUGCAACGAUGGCCGGUCCCCCUGUUGCUGCUGCAGUACGAUCGCACUUUGCCGACUGUCCCGACGCCCAUCUUCACUUCUGCAUUCAUGGGACAUGCCGCUUCUUUGUCCUGGAGUCGACUCCUGCUUGCAUUUGUCACCCUGGCUUCAUCGGAACUCGGUGUGCGUACGCGGACAUCCUAGCAGUGGUGGCCAUCAGGCAGAAGCAACAAGCCAUCACGACGCUAGUCGUGGUAUCUGUCGUUGCCUCCGUCCUCCUGAUCGUAGCUUGUGUCUUACUACACUCCUGUCGGAAACGGAAGAAGUGCGAGCUGUGUCGGGGGAUGUUGGCCAAGCCUGAGACCAGCCUACUGAAGAGUGGGACACCCAGCAACCUUGGAGACACAGGGGUGUGAGAAAUGGUGGUGCCCGGUCCAAUGCUGGCCACUGCUGACCUCCCCAUCUCUCCACUGCCAUCGCACAGUAACGUCGCAGCCUUCUUGUUCCUGCCACACGGGACCAUCCCACCUCAGGUACAGGGACCACGUGUGCUGAGCGGGAAGAAGACCUUUUGUACGAUAUGGAAGUUCCACUAUUCUGUUUGUUCGUCCCAUCACUUAAUUUAUAGAAUCACUGGAGAUACCACAGUGAAGAAUGUCAUCUCUUCAAAAUUUGCAGAUUUCAACCAUAAUAAGUAACUGUGGGUUGAUUUGAUUAUUUAAGAACUGGAGUAAAAAGUUCAAAUUGUAUUCAAAACUAUUUAAGUAUUUUAAACAUGAAAAUAAACAUUUUUUUAAAUAUG
Messenger RNA from Amblyraja radiata (thorny skate), 956 nucleotides. RefSeq names its product protransforming growth factor alpha. Gene Ontology annotation, molecular function: growth factor activity; epidermal growth factor receptor binding. Bases 106 to 570 code for a protein of 154 amino acids. NCBI's taxonomy places the organism in Eukaryota, Metazoa, Chordata, Chondrichthyes, Rajiformes, Rajidae. Gene Ontology annotation, biological process: positive regulation of mitotic nuclear division; positive regulation of cell population proliferation; epidermal growth factor receptor signaling pathway. The transcript has 6 exons. The record is from RefSeq and is a predicted model, not a curated record.